Onychostoma macrolepis is the source of this 1845-nucleotide messenger RNA. RefSeq names its product USP6 N-terminal-like protein. The record is from RefSeq and is a predicted model, not a curated record. The transcript is spliced from 13 exons. Bases 281 to 1588 code for a protein of 435 amino acids. NCBI's taxonomy places the organism in Eukaryota, Metazoa, Chordata, Actinopteri, Cypriniformes, Cyprinidae.
UCCUUCAAUACGUGGACGAGUUUGGAAAUGCCUCCUAAAUAUCGACAGUCUCCGAGCUGCCAGCUCUUUUGAUUAUGAGGCAUGUCAGACUGAGAUCCGUAAACCUCUAGUUGAUCUUGGAGUCAGUGAGUACAGUAUCAUCCCUACUAUAGACUCUCUAGUGGAUACAGAGAAUGAGAUCAGCAGUGGACAGGCAUCAGAUCUCCCCAGCGCUGACCUGACGCUCUUCAAACAGAUCGCCCUCGACCUGCGAAGGUCAUUUCCGACCCAUCGCACUCUAAUGGGGGACCGUCCAGAGGCUAUUGAGGGCCAGGCCAAACUUUUCCGAGUUCUUACCGCAUUUGCCCGAUACAAUCCCCAGAUUGGAUACGUACAAGGGAUGUCCUAUAUAGCUGCUGUGCUCCUGAUGAUCCUGUCUGAGGAGGAGGCUUUCUGGGCUCUGGUUGCUCUGUUAGAGAAGCCCAAGUAUCUCUCAGAGCUCUUUGAUUCUUCCCUGAAGAAGAUUCAGCAUCAUGCUUUGGUUUUUCAUCAGCUCCUGAAGCACAGGAAACCUCUGCUCUUCCAGCACUUGGAGACUCUUGGGGUGUCUUCUCUACAUUUCAUCAUGCAGUGGUUUCUCACUCUCUUCACCUCGCUGCCGUGCUGGGACUCAGUAUUGGCCAUUUGGGAUCUUAUCAUGCUGCAUGGUCUGCAGGCUGUAUUUCGCACCGGCCUCACCAUCAUCCUGCUGCUCGAGUCUCGUAUCAUGAACAUGACCGAGGAGACCACAGUACUACCAAUUCUGCUGCGAGUGCCUGUGGACGUCUCCCAGCAUCGUGUCCUGAUCCCGGCCCUCUGGAACACGGACGUUCAGGAGUGGGAAAUCAACUGCAUGAACCACCUGGUCUUGGAGGAGGUCGGUGGCGGUCAGGAUGAAGAGAAAGUGAAAAAAGAAAGCGCAAAAGGCUGUACAAGUUCUCUCAGUGAUGGACAACAAGAUGAAAAACCUUCUCAAGAAGUUGCCAGGAACACUUCCAAGAAAGCGGCUCCUGGCUCUAGCGCUAAGAAUGUUUUCACACGGCUGCUGAAAGUGGCUCAGCAUUACCUUUUGGAAUCAGGCAAGUACAAUGCAGCUGCCAGAUCUUCUCCUUCCAAGAGGACCCCUGCCCUCGGCCUCCUACCCAAAACCAAAACCAGAACCUCCAUCUCCUUCACUCAGGCACAGGGUCGAACCAGGAGGAGCAGUAGCAGGCGUUCCCAGAAUUCCACUCUGGGUGGGGUCAAGAAGGAGCAGCUCACUUCUCAAGAUUCAGAUGGAGGUGCCACUGAAGACAGCUCCAGCUCUUCGGCCUGGUGUGUGAGGUCAGGGCCCGUGGGUAAAGUGGCUCGCAGAAGGAGCCGAGGUCAGUCCGGACGAGGAAGUUCCCUCCUGCUGAAAAAUCGCUGUUCUAGAUCUCAACAGACAGCAGCUCAAACGUUCGAGCGGCCGGAGAGCAGCAAGACUGGUGAAUGUCAAGAAACCCAAAGCAGGCAUGUGGCGCUGAACGAGAGAAACUUCAUCACCUGCCCAAUGACAGCAAGUCAAGUGCGAGAAUCACAGCUAAUUUGAGCCCUCGAGGAACUGGUCACGGAACAAAAUGUGCUCACUUCAUAACUGCUCAAUGAAACACAGUCAUUUGACAAAUAAAGCAGGCCCUGCCUGACUCCUCCUUCACUGUCUCUGACCACGUAUUGCUGAUAUGCAUUACCAGCUUUACAUAAGGUACAUCUGUUCAUGUAUGAAUGUAGGAUUCUCAAAACCUAUUAUUCAGUCAAUAAUUUAGGGAAUGUCCGUAUUUUAAUGUAGCUUUUAUAUUCAUUUAAUAA